Messenger RNA from Cephus cinctus (wheat stem sawfly), 790 nucleotides. RefSeq names its product U3 small nucleolar ribonucleoprotein protein IMP3. Gene Ontology annotation, molecular function: snoRNA binding; structural constituent of ribosome; rRNA binding. Gene Ontology annotation, cellular component: small-subunit processome; Mpp10 complex; small ribosomal subunit. The transcript is spliced from 4 exons. NCBI's taxonomy places the organism in Eukaryota, Metazoa, Arthropoda, Insecta, Hymenoptera, Cephidae. The record is from RefSeq and is a predicted model, not a curated record. The coding region runs from base 29 to 685 and encodes 218 amino acids. Gene Ontology annotation, biological process: rRNA processing.
GCAGCAAUGGUAUACAUCGUUGCGUGAAAUGUUCCUAAGAAAUAACCAAAAACUUCCUAUACAUCACUGUAUACUUUUCCACGUGUAUUUGUCAACCUCGAGCUCCGAAAAUAUUAACAAAUAUAAAUUAGUAAUAAUGGUUCGAAAGUUGAAAUAUCAUGAGCAAAAGCUCCUGAAGAAGGUGGACUUUAUUUCCUGGCAAGCAGAUAAGAACCUUCAUGAAGUGAAGAUCCUCAAACGCUUCAGAAUACAGAAACGUGAGGAUUAUACAAAGUAUAACAAGUUAGCCAGACACAUUCGUGAGUUGGCAAGGAAGAUUAAAGACAUUGACCCGGAACAUCCCUUUCGCAUAGAACAAAGUGCUCUUCUUUUAGAAAAACUUUACAUGAUGGGCUUGAUCCCUACAAAAUGGGAUUUAAUGUUAUGUCAAAAAAUUACAGCUAGUUCGUUUUGUAAAAGACGAUUACCUGUUAUUAUGGUCAGAAAUAAAAUGAGUCAAACUGUCAAAAUGGCUACGCAACUCAUAGAACAAGGUCAUGUACGGGUUGGCGCAGAAGUUAUAAAAGAUCCAGCAUUUUUAGUAACUAGGAACUUACAAGACUUUGUCACUUGGGUAGAUACUUCUGCAAUUAGAAAACAUGUCCUGGAAUACAAUGAUAUGAGAGACGACUUUGAACUGCUUUAAUAUCAGCUUUUGUAUCAUCAAAAAAAAAUUAUUUUUUCUAACUCUAUCACUUAAGGCUUGAAAAAAUCUUCUUUAUCCGGCUUUAUCUUUUUAUGAAUAAAAACU